Molecule: messenger RNA, 936 nt
Organism: Lathyrus sativus (Indian pea)
Lineage: Eukaryota; Viridiplantae; Streptophyta; Magnoliopsida; Fabales; Fabaceae
Source: the annotation of a GenBank genome assembly
AUGACGAUGAAGAGACUGUUACUACUUCUAAAACCCUCUGUUGUAUCAGCGCAACCUUCCCACACUGACCCUCUGGUCUUAGAGUUUUUGAAUAAUAGGCAUAAGGUGCACAGUGAAUCAGUUAACUUUUGUCAAGAAAUUCUGCGGAAAAAGGCAGUUGAAUGGAAAGCAGUGCUUGGAAACAAUUUGACACAGCCCAUCAAUGAUGUAGACCUGGUUGUUGCAAUUGGUGGCGAUGGAACUCUUCUGAUGGCCAGCCAUUUAAUGGACGACAAAAUUCCUGUUCUUGGAGUGAACUCAGAUCCUACUCCGAUUGAUGAGGUGGAAAAAUUCAGUGGUGAGUUUGAUGCUUCCAGAAGCACUGGUCAUUUUUGUGCUGCAACUGUUGAAAACUUUGAACAAGUUCUAGAUGGUAUACUCGAAAAUCGAAUUGCUCCUUCCAAGUUAACAAGGAUCAAGAUAUCUGUAAAUGCACUAGACCUUCCAACUUAUGCUCUCAAUGAUAUCUUAGUUGCAAAUCCAUGUCCUGCUGCAAUCUCUAGAUUUUCCUUCAGAAUUACAAAGGAAAAUCAACCAUUUUCGCCACUAGUUAACUGUAGAUCAAGUGGUCUAAGGGUUUCAACAGCUGCUGGUUCAACGGCUGCAAUGCAUUCGGCAGGUGGAUUUUCGAUGCCCAUUUUAUCUCGGGGUCUUCAGUACAUGGUAAGGGAACCUAUCUCGCCUGGGGCAGUGUCUGACUCUAUGCAUGGAUUCAUUAAACAGGACGAAACAAUGAACAGUACAUGGGCUUGUAGAGAAGGUGUGAUAUAUAUUGAUGGUUCUCAUAUCAACUAUGCCAUUAAAGAUGGGGACCUCAUUCAGAUUUCUCCCAAGGCACCUAGUCUGAAAGUUUUCUUGCCUGAUCACUUGAUACGUUUAGAGAUAGAGAGAGAAUGA